AUGUCUGACUUUGAUAAAUAUGCUACUCCAUUAUCCUCAAGAUAUGCUUCUAAAGAGAUGUCUCAUGUUUUCUCCUUAAGAAACAGAUUUUCCACUUGGAGAAAAUUAUGGUUGAAUCUUGCUAUCGCCGAACGUGAAUUAGGUUUAGAUGUCAUUACCGAAGAAGCCAUCCAACAAAUGAAAGACCAUUUAAUUAUCACAGAUGAAGAAAUUGCUGCUGCUUCUGCCCAAGAAGCAAUUGUUAGACACGAUGUUAUGGCCCAUGUUCAUACUUUCGGCCAAACAUGUCCCGAUGCUGCGGGUAUUAUUCAUUUGGGUGCCACAUCUUGUUUUGUUACAGACAAUGCUGAUUUAAUCUUUUUAAGAAAUGCAUAUGAUAUUGUGAUUCCUAAAUUAGUCAACGUUAUUGAUAGACUAGCCAAAUUCGCCUUGGAAUAUAAAGACUUACCAGUCUUGGGUUGGACCCAUUUUCAACCUGCUCAAUUGACAACUUUAGGUAAAAGAGUCACUUUGUGGAUCCAAGAGCUUUUAUGGGAUUUAAGAAAUUUUGUUAGAGCUAGAAACGAUAUUGGACUACGUGGUGUGAAAGGUACUACCGGUACACAAGCCUCUUUCUUAGCCUUAUUCCAUGGCGAUCAUGAAAAAGUUGAAGAAUUAGAUAAAAGAGUCACUGAGUUAUUAGGAUUUGACACCGUGUACCCAGUCACUGGUCAAACUUAUUCCAGAAAGAUUGAUAUUGAUGUCUUGGCCCCAUUAUCCUCCUUUGCUGCUACUGCUCACAAGAUGGCCACUGAUAUUAGAUUAUUGGCUAAUUUGAAAGAGGUUGAAGAACCAUUCGAAAAAUCUCAAAUUGGUUCUUCCGCCAUGGCCUAUAAAAGAAACCCAAUGCGUUGCGAACGUGUAUGUUCCUUGGCAAGACAUCUCGGAUCUCUUUUCAGUGAUGCUGUCCAAACUGCAUCUGUGCAAUGGUUUGAAAGAACUUUAGAUGAUUCUGCUAUUAGAAGAAUCUCCUUGCCAAGUGCAUUUUUAACUACCGAUAUUCUUUUAACUACACUAUUAAACAUCUCUUCUGGUUUAGUUGUAUAUCCAAAGGUUAUUGAAAGAAGAAUUAGAGGUGAAUUACCAUUCAUGGCUACAGAGAACAUUAUUAUGGCCAUGGUUGAAAAAAAUGCUUCUAGACAAGAAGUUCACGAACACAUCAGAGUUUUAUCUCAUCAAGCUGCUGCUGUAGUAAAAGAACAAGGUGGCGAUAACGAUUUAAUUACACGUAUCAAGAAGGAUGAAUUCUUUAAACCAAUAUGGGAAGAAUUGGACUCUUUAUUAGAUCCAUCAACUUUCGUUGGUAGAGCUCCACAACAAGUGGAGAAGUUUAUCCAAAAUGACGUUGCCAAGGCCCUAGAACCACAUAGACACUACAUCAACGAUCAAAAAGUCGAAUUAAAUGUUUAA
Messenger RNA from Arxiozyma heterogenica, 1449 nucleotides. It is a transcript of the gene ADE13, whose product is annotated as adenylosuccinase ADE13. Gene Ontology annotation, biological process: 'de novo' AMP biosynthetic process. The record is from RefSeq and is a predicted model, not a curated record. The transcript has a single exon. Lineage: Eukaryota; Fungi; Ascomycota; Saccharomycetes; Saccharomycetales; Saccharomycetaceae. Gene Ontology annotation, cellular component: cytosol. Gene Ontology annotation, molecular function: N6-(1,2-dicarboxyethyl)AMP AMP-lyase (fumarate-forming) activity; (S)-2-(5-amino-1-(5-phospho-D-ribosyl)imidazole-4-carboxamido) succinate lyase (fumarate-forming) activity. The coding region runs from base 1 to 1449 and encodes 482 amino acids.